UUUUAUUUUUCUUUUGUUUAUAAAACUGCCGUCCUUGAUUGUGGACUGUUUCCCCCCCUGUCUCUAAAAACACCAUAUAAACCCACCAAAGCUCAGCAGCCAAUCCCAUCAUCACUUACCCUUCUCUCUUUCUCUCUCUCUCUCAUUCGUUCGUUAACCCCAAAAAAUCCUCUCUCAAUCAUGUGCUGCAAACAGGGUUUGGACCAUGGAAAGGUUACUUCCAUUGAAGUACCAGAAACAGACAUGUUAGCAACACUUUUGAAUCCCAAGGACCCAACACCACAAAAGACAUGUCUGUCUCUUGUUAUUGAAGAAGCAAAGUGUAUAUCCAACAUAGCUUUGCCUAUGGUAUUAACAGGUCUUUUGCUUUACUCUCGUUCCAUGAUUUCCAUGUUGUUCCUUGGUCGUUUAGGGGAACUAGCUUUAGCCGGCGGUUCGCUCGCUAUCGGAUUCGCCAACAUCACCGGUUACUCGGUUCUUUCCGGUUUAGCCAUGGGAAUGGAACCCAUUUGUGGCCAAGCUUUUGGUGCUAAAAGAUAUAAACUACUUGGCCUCACCAUGCAAAGAAUGAUACUUGUGCUUUUAUUGACUUCAAUUUUGAUAGCUUCUUUAUGGUCCAACAUGAAAAAGAUUCUGCUCUUCUGUGGACAAGAUGAAAACAUUGCCAAUGAAGCUCAUUCUUACAUUCUUUAUUGCUUGCCUGAUCUUUUAGCACAAUCUUUUUUACAUCCUCUGCGAACAUAUUUGAGGGCUCAAUCUAUAACUCUGCCUCUCACAUAUUGUUCUACUUUGGCUAUCCUCCUUCACAUUCCGAUCAACUACUUGCUCGUUUCGGUCUUGAAUCUCGGGAUCAAAGGCGUCGCUUUAGGAUCGAUUUGGACUAAUUUCAACCUCGUGUUUUCGCUGAUCGUUUACGUUAAAAUCUCUGGCGUGUACAAGAAAACGUGGGGCGGAAUCUCGUGUGAGUGCUUGAAAGGAUGGAAAGAUUUGUUGAAUUUAUCGAUCCCGAGUUGCAUUUCGGUUUGUCUUGAAUGGUGGUGGUACGAGAUCAUGAUUUUGCUUUGUGGUUUGUUGUUGAACCCGCAAGCAACCGUGGCUUCGAUGGGGAUUUUGAUUCAAACCACUUCGUUGAUAUACAUUUUCCCAUCGUCGUUAAGCUUCGGUGUUUCGACUAGAGUUGGGAACGAGCUUGGAGCUAACAAUCCAAACAAGGCUAAACUGGCUGCGAUCGUUGGUCUUUCCUCGAGCUCAAUGAUAGGACUUUCGGCAUUGCUGUUCGCUAUACUGGUUAGGAAAAAAUGGGCUACAAUGUUCACCCAAGACCCGGAGAUCAUUGCUUUGACAUCAACGGUGUUGCCGAUUCUUGGCCUUUGCGAGCUCGGAAACUGCCCGCAAACAACCGGGUGUGGUGUUUUAAGAGGCACCGCGAGACCAAAACUAGGAGCCAACAUCAACCUAGGAUGCUUUUACCUCGUCGGCAUGCCGAUCGCGGUGUGGUUAAGUUUCUUCGUCGGGUUCGAUUUCAAAGGUCUUUGGCUUGGGCUUUUAGCCGCACAAGCGUCGUGUAUGGUGACCCUGUUGCUGGUUGUGACUCGAACCAACUGGGACAUUCAAGCCAAGAGAGCUCAAGAACUGACCAGGGCCGUCCCUGUGGAUGAUAAUGACAACAACAAAGCUGAUUCGGAUUCCAAAGAAUCUUCACCCUUAUUACAUGACAUAAACCACGACAAUGAACUUGUCUGAUUUGGAUCAGACGUGAAUGAUUUUUCUAACCAUUUUUUUCCUUUUUCUUGUGAAUUUUGUCAAAACAUUAUUACCUAGAAUGUUAUUUAGCUCCGAUUCAUGUAUAGAAUUGAAAUUCAGAGGAUAAAACAAAA
Gossypium arboreum is the source of this 1877-nucleotide messenger RNA. Its product is annotated as protein DETOXIFICATION 49-like. The transcript has a single exon. The record is from RefSeq and is a predicted model, not a curated record. Gene Ontology annotation, molecular function: antiporter activity; xenobiotic transmembrane transporter activity. Gene Ontology annotation, cellular component: membrane. Gene Ontology annotation, biological process: xenobiotic detoxification by transmembrane export across the plasma membrane. NCBI's taxonomy places the organism in Eukaryota, Viridiplantae, Streptophyta, Magnoliopsida, Malvales, Malvaceae. The coding region runs from base 181 to 1743 and encodes 520 amino acids.